GGGGAGCUGUCAGGGAGGGGUAGGGGCUCUGAGGGUGUCUCUCUGCUGCCCCCCUGCGUGGUGGUGUCUCCUGUGUGCCCCCCUUGGAGGGGGUCUGGCUGCCUGAGGGACUCAGCUCUGCAGCCCCCCCAUGUUUGCCUGUCACCAUCCUGGGGGUUAGGCCGCUGACUCUCCCCUCCCCCUCCACCGGGCCGGUGCUGGGAGGGAAUCUCCCCCGUAAGUGUGUCAGUGUCACGCACACCCCAUUGAGGGUGGCGAGGCCCCAAGCACCCGGUUCAGCUGAGCACUGCAAUGGGCACCCUGGGCUGCUGCACCCAUCAGAGCCGCCUGCCAGGCAGGAGCCACGGAGCUCGGGUUGAUGGGCGCGUCGGAACAACCUGGUGUAGACCCCCCCUGCCCCGAUUCUGCACUUUCCCUGGGCCUGCUGCCCUGGUGGUUGGGCAUGUAGGGGAUGGGGGGGGCCCAGGGCAGAGGCAAGGACCAGCCUGUCUUCGAUAUGCUGGGCAGAUCCCCUUGCCUGUGGGAUUCCCCACCUGUUGCACAGCCUCUGUCUAUCGGGGGCAAAGAGAGGCUCAGAAAUAGCCUUAGCCUGUGCCCUGGGAGCUGGAGGAGAUGCCAGCUCAGCAGGGGCAGGGUGUGCCACGUGCCACCCUGGCUGCCCCGUCUGCUUUUCAGUUCACCCACUUUAAUUCACUACGGUAUUUUCCUAAAUAAAAUGCCCUCGUUUUUAGUGGGACACACUAAAAAGACAGCGUGAGCUCCCCCUGCUGCCUAUGCAGGGCAAAGUCAUUAACAUGCUGCGGUACCCCUGCACCUGUCAGAGCCUUUCCCAGGUCGAACAGUCACAUCCCAAAGCCCUCUGCAGAGCUGAAUAUCACAGCCAAGGGAAUACGGAGGGAGAACCCCCAGCCCCAUAUCAGAGCACGGGGGAUGAAUAGGGGGAGCCCAGAGAAGGGCAACAAGAAUGAAAGGGGGACUGGAGGAAUCGAGGAUGAAACAAGUACAGAGUGGGCGAAGGGACAAAUCUCGGGGGAGGCUAAGUGCUGGCAGAGACAGGAGACAGGUCUGAGAGAGGCUCCACUCAGCAUGAUUCCUCCCCAGAGACGGGUGCGAGCUAGGCUGGGAGACAGGCCCCAGGGCCCCCACUCGUGCUGCCCUGUCCUGGCAGCCGCAGUGUGCUGCACCCUGCACUGUGCCUGAGCCCUUGGGGCGGGGGGGGUCCCAGGGCAGCCUCUCCUAGUUAAUGCUGGAUGUGCUGUGGGAUGCCCCAAGGAGGCGAACCUGUUUGCUCUUGUGCGGGGCUGGCUCAGGUCCCUCCUCAUUCCCAGCUGACUCUCCAGGCCGGAGCAGCUGGCCCAGCAAGCGGAUGAGCCCCCCAGCCUGGCAGGGCCCCAUUCACCCCACGCCCAAUACCAGCUGCACCCACUGGGCAGCUUAUCCUUGAACCUCCGCCCACGGUCUGUGCAAUGGGAAAUCAAUCCAGCCUCGUCUUCCAGGCUUGCCAGAGAUGAAUUGGACCGAGGGGAUGGAUAACUUGUGGGGCUCCCCCAGACGGGGGCUGUGAGCACUUGGGCGGGAGGGGAAUAGCCCCCCAGUGCUAGGUUCAGGCCCAGGAGGGAGGCUGCCGUCUGUGCUGGGGUGGGAGAUGGUGGUGUGGGUUUUUAACGCCACUUGUACCCCUCUGGGGGCUCUCUGGAGGAGCUGGCAGGGUCUGAGCUCCCACCCUGGAGCCAGCCCAGCAGUGCUGCCCUCAGCGCCGUCUCUGGUUUCUUCUGCGUCUGGAGUGGGAAAGGCGAGAUGGGGCCAGGGAACACCUGAGCCGGGAUGGGGGCGGGGAGCUGCAGGAGUUACCGGGGAGCUAGGCUCUGCUUACCCCACCCAAGCCAACCGAAGGUCACUGGCAUCCAUCGCUGCCACCCGGGGGCUGGGCUUGCCAGCGAGCGCUGCCAGCCGGGCAGAGGCAGAAACGUUGGUGCCAGUGCUGGGAGGUCGGGACGGCACAGCAGCAGUGACUGCUGGGGAGAACCCCACCCCGGUCCCUGGCGCUCCCUCGAGGGCUGUGAGCCAGGCUCUGUUCCCGCAGGCUGUGCGCGGCAGGGAUGAGGAGCCGCCAGCGGGCGUUCUCAGCGGUGAUGCGGCUCUGUGUGAAGUGCCUGCGUGUGGGCCGACGGCGCAGGUUCAGGCUGGCCUGGCGGGUGCAGCAGCUGUGGCGCUACGGGCACCUCUGCCUGGGCUCCCUGCUCUACAACUCCUUCACCAACAGCGACGUGGUGCUGGACUCCCUCUUCGAGCCCAUCUACUGGCUGGUGGAUCACGUCACUCGCUGGUUCGGUGUGGUGUUUGUGGCGCUGGUGAUUGUGCUGACAAGCUCCAUCGUGGCCAUUGUCUACAUCUGCCUGCUGCCCCUCAUCCUGCAGACCUACCCGCCCGGCUGGAUCUGCUGGCAUCUUGCCUACGGCCACUGGAACCUGCUCAUGAUCCUCUUCCACUACUACAUGGCCAUCACCACCCCGCCAGGGCACCCCCCGCAGGCCAAGAGCAACACUGUGGCCGUCUCCAUCUGCAGGAAAUGCAUCUCCCCCAAGCCUGCCCGCGCGCACCACUGCAGCAUCUGCAACAGACAUACUACCAGACGCCGCCCCCCACGUUCUCCUUCCGCCAGAGGGCCUUCCACAAGAGCAUAGUCUACCUCUGGGUCCUGUGCAGCUCGGUAGCCCUGGCGCUGGGGGCCCUCACGCUGUGGCAUGCUGCCCUCAUCACCCGAGGGGAGACCAGCAUCGAGAGACACAUCAACAAGAAGGAGAGGCAGAGGCUGCAGAAGAAAGGCAGAACACUGGCUCACCCGGGUACUGCUGCCGUCUACACACCUGCCCCAUGGAACUGGCCUGAGCUGGGACCAUCCUCCCUGUGUGACAGAGCCGCACACACCUCUCCUGGCCAUCUAACGGACGCGAGGGCAGAGGCGCAGGGUGUGGUACUCACCCCAGCAGCGCCUGGCCCCACUCCAGCCUGGCACUAGCAGAACGUCCGCAGGGGUAUCCAGCCUGAGGGAAUGCACCAGCCGGGUGCCUGGAGCUUCCCAGCUCCGCUCACCAGCCCCCUCCAGCAAGCCCUAGCAUGGCUGCAGGCAGCCAGUGGCACUGGGGCGCACAUGCUGCGGUCUGGACACACAGGGAUAGGCAGGCAGCAUGUGCAGGGCACCGCCCGGGGCGAUCACAUGUCCAGGACAGCAGACACUCCCCAGCUGGCACUCAGAGCCCCUCCCCUCCUGGGAUUUUAAAUGCCAGAAAUAAAAACGUUUUUCACUAA
Gopherus flavomarginatus (Mexican gopher tortoise) is the source of this 3309-nucleotide messenger RNA. RefSeq names its product zinc finger DHHC-type palmitoyltransferase 16 (gene ZDHHC16). Gene Ontology annotation, molecular function: palmitoyltransferase activity. Bases 1646 to 3019 code for a protein of 457 amino acids. The transcript has 6 exons. Gene Ontology annotation, biological process: protein palmitoylation. NCBI's taxonomy places the organism in Eukaryota, Metazoa, Chordata, Testudines, Testudinidae. Gene Ontology annotation, cellular component: Golgi apparatus. The record is from RefSeq and is a predicted model, not a curated record.